This is a messenger RNA of Spodoptera frugiperda (fall armyworm), 554 nucleotides long. RefSeq lists its product as uncharacterized. The transcript is spliced from 2 exons. Bases 39 to 446 code for a protein of 135 amino acids. The record is from RefSeq and is a predicted model, not a curated record. Lineage: Eukaryota; Metazoa; Arthropoda; Insecta; Lepidoptera; Noctuidae.
ACUUUAAAGUGUGUGAUAAUUUAUACCUUUGAACCAGAAUGGGUAAAGGGCACAGAAGGUGUGAAAUUUGUCAUAUUAAUGAGGCAUGGCCUAGGGAAGAGAAACUGCUCUUCACCAGUUUUCCAUUGAACCCAGAUCGCUGCAGAGAAUGGCUUAAACGAGUUGGUAACGAUGAGUUAGUAGAUCUUCCUAUAGAAAAGCUACAUGAGAGGAGAAAUCUAUGUUCCAACCACUUUAGAAGGGAAGAUUUCAAUAAAGCCGGCAACCGUCUGAACAGGGAUGCUGUACCGAGCCUGAAUCUGAUCGCCCCACCCCUCACUGAUGAGCAGUUGUUGCCAUUCCCACAACAUAUCUAUAAACCUUCGGAGUCACGAGGUAAGUUAUAUAGCUGUACUAGCUACUUCCGCGCGGUUUCACCCGCUCUGCUCGGCUCCUAUUGGUCAUAGCGUGAUGUUUCAUAGCUUAUAGCCUUCCUCGAUAAAUGCACUACCCAAUACAAAAAGAAUUAUUCAAAUCGGACCAGUAGUUCCGGAGAUUAGCGCGUUCAAACAAAC